Messenger RNA from Syngnathus acus (greater pipefish), 1974 nucleotides. RefSeq names its product basement membrane-specific heparan sulfate proteoglycan core protein-like. Gene Ontology annotation, molecular function: cell adhesion molecule binding. Lineage: Eukaryota; Metazoa; Chordata; Actinopteri; Syngnathiformes; Syngnathidae. The transcript has 8 exons. The record is from RefSeq and is a predicted model, not a curated record. Gene Ontology annotation, biological process: cell-cell adhesion. Bases 16 to 1224 code for a protein of 402 amino acids. Gene Ontology annotation, cellular component: cell-cell junction.
GGUGAAAGGUCGACCAUGAUUAUAGCAGAAAGAGAUGGUCAGGCAGCACAGAAAGUGAUUGAACUCUCUUCUGCAAUCAUCAUGGACUCAUUUCCCUGUGCUCUGCUCCUCUUCUCCCUGUUAUGUUCAGCCACUGGUCAAGGUCCUGAGGUUUCAGUGGAGCCCCAGGUUACGACUGUGCGCGAAGGCGAGUCGGUCAGCCUCAGGUGCCAAGUGGCGAGCGGUACUCAUUCCACCCAGCUGCAGUGGAGGAAGGCCAAUAAUCAAGCCUUAGCAGACAAUAUCAAGAUUGGCCCCAAUGGUGUGGUUCUGACAGUUGCUAAUGCUCGACCAAAUAACCAGGGCGAGUACCAAUGUGUGGCGACCAGUGCUGCUGGAUCCAGCGUUGCUUCAGCACAGAUCAACAUCAAAUUUCCUCCCAACGUGCGCCUGUCACCAGCUGGGCCCCUGAGGGUCAAAAUUGGUGACCGGGUAUCAGUGCAGUGUCGGGCUACAGGCAGGCCACGGCCCAAGCUGAGCUGGAGACGCCAAGACUCCGCUCUGCAGCUGCCUUCUGAGGAGACAGAUGGUGUCAGCACCAUACAAUGGACUGUCGUGCGUGCAGAGGACGCAGGUGUGUACAUUUGCCAAGCUGAGAACACCGUGGGCAAAACAGAGGUCAAACUGGAGGUCAUCAUGGGAGGGGGACCUGGUGCACCCAUUGCAUCAGUGAGUCAUAAAGAAAUGACAGUUGUGGAGGGUCGUAGUGUCACUAUCCGGUGUCAAGCUACUGGUUCUCCCCCUCCUGUCAUCACAUGGUCCAAGCUGAGAGCCCCGUUGCCAUGGAAACACACAGUAGCUGGUGGUGUCCUGACACUGACCAGCGUGGGGCGCCAGGAUUCCGGCCAAUACAUUUGUAAUGCUACCAACAUACAAGGCUUCAGUGAGGCAUACACACAAAUAGAAGUGGAGAGCCCUCCCUAUGCCACGGUUAUGCCCGAGCAGGUGAAGGUCCAACCCGGUGAUGCUCUGACUCUGCGCUGUCUGGCCCACGGCUCCCAUCCCAUUCAGUUUCAAUGGAGCCGGGUGGGCAGAGGCAACCUGCCCGCUGGAAGUCAGACCACCAUCGAUGGACAGCUUGUCAUUGCUCGUGUUAGAAUGGGUGACGGCGGAUCAUACAAGUGUGUGUCGACCAAUCACAUUGGCUCCAGUGAGGCACUGGCUAAAGUCAUAGUUAAAGGCUAGGCCACUGAAAUGUCUGCAGUGUUGCCGCAAGCUUGAAUUGUGACAUCAGAUGGAAAGUACCAAAUUGUUACUGCACAUAUGGAGCUAAACUCAAACCUUUCAAUUAGUGGAUGUCUUAAAGGAUUAGGGGAUCUUUGGAAAUUUUUUUAAUCACUUUUCUGUCUGAGGAGAUGAUAAACUUCUAUUUGAAUGUUUUUCCUAUCCCAGGUUUGAAAAGUAAUUCCAAAAAAUAUUGUCUGUAUAUCCAAAUAUAUUUAGUUCAUGUGGUACUCCGUCAGCAACAUGUAAUUUUCCAACCAUAAAUACUUCAAGACGCUUUCUACAAUUUGGGAAUGAAGCAUGAUCCAUAAAAUGUAGAUUUAUUUUAUGGUAUUAGUAAGAAUUUAUUAUACAAGGAAUGAAAUUUGAAUGACAAGGUGUUUAAAGUGCAUCCUUCAUUAUGUGGUAGGACUUUAAGCUAUAGAAUUGUGAUACCUUAUUUAAAAUGUAUUCUUACAAUCAUGACAAUACAGACAUUUUGACAGUCUUAAAAAUGCCCAUGAGUGCUUCAUAAUUGCUUUUCAGUUAGGAUUAAACUGAUUCCAGUGAACGAAUGAACGGACGGACGAACGAAUGAACAAACAAGUUGUCGACAUGGUAAAUAUGAAAGUGCAACACACUGAUUUCCUUCAUUUUUUUUCAUUUGGUGCUGAUAGAUUUUUAAAAAAAAUACACGUGUUGUCAAGAAUUAAUAAAGUCCCCUAAUAGGUA